CCGACCGAAAUCCGCGAGCACGCCACACGCCUCAGCACUUACCUUCGGGAUACAUUGCGCUGCAUUGAGCGCGCUGAUUCCCGGCCUGUGCCGGCAGAGCUCGUGAGGACUAUCGCCCACGGCACACUAACCUUCAUCCUCAAAACACAACACAGCACGGACCUUAACACGGUAUACGACGCCUCGAAAUCGUACAGGGCAUGUUAA
Lindgomyces ingoldianus is the source of this 207-nucleotide messenger RNA. RefSeq lists its product as uncharacterized. Lineage: Eukaryota; Fungi; Ascomycota; Dothideomycetes; Pleosporales; Lindgomycetaceae. The record is from RefSeq and is a predicted model, not a curated record. The annotation marks the transcript as partial. The transcript has a single exon.